Chlamydomonas reinhardtii is the source of this 15636-nucleotide messenger RNA. RefSeq lists its product as uncharacterized. NCBI's taxonomy places the organism in Eukaryota, Viridiplantae, Chlorophyta, Chlorophyceae, Chlamydomonadales, Chlamydomonadaceae. The record is from RefSeq and is a predicted model, not a curated record. Bases 28 to 14514 code for a protein of 4828 amino acids. The transcript is spliced from 25 exons.
UCCGGCUCGGCUUCGGAUGUUGUCACGAUGUCGCAUCCGAGCUUGCACCCGCACGCCGCCUUCGCCGCCGCCGUGGCCGGCCAGCUGCGGGCAGCCGCCGCCGGCGCCGCCACCGCGCCCACCACCCGCGUGGCGGCGCUGAUGGCGGUGCCGGGUCCGCCGCCGCCCGCCGGCGCCAACGCCAGUGUCGUGGCGGCGGCGGCCGGCGUGGUGCUGCUGCACCUGCAGGUGUCGGCUCUGGCGCCCGCGCCCUGGAUCGAGACCGGCCUCCUCACCGCCGCACUGGCCUCGCCGCCCGCCGCCGCCGCGCUGCCGCCGGGCGCCUCCGCACCGCAGCUGCUGGGGCAAGUCGCGGCCGCCAGCCGGGCGGUGCCGCAGGGCUACUUCGCCGUCGGCGCCGGCGCCGCCGCCACCGCUGACGGCGUGCCGCCGCAGGUGGUGGUGGCGGGCAGUGCGGACAUGACCAUCAACGUGCUGGACACAUAUGUGGACGCCGGCGCCACCUGCGCCGACUCGUUUGAAGGCGGCGCGCUGCCGCCCUCCGCCCUGGCAGUGGCACUGCCCGCCGCCCUCACCGGCGCCGGGCCCAGCGGCACCGGCGCCCGCGCCACACCGCCCGGCGCCCCCGCCCUCGUCGUGUACGGCUGUGCCGACGCCGCCGGUCUGGCGGCGGCGCCUGCCGUACGUCGGGUGACGGUGUACGACCCGUGUCAGGAGCGGGGCGAGGCCACGUGCGAGGCCGGGGCGGCGGCGGGCGGGUGCAGUGUGGGCGGAAGCUGCGAGGCGGCGCUGGCGUCCUCCUUCGCCGCCGCCGCCAGCAGCGCCAACACCACCACCGCCGGCCCCACUGCGCUGCGCUCCGCGGCGCUGGUGGACACCGCCCCGCCCGUCAUCACGCUGCUGGACCCGCCCAGCCCCUACCGCCCCGGCCAGGACUACAGCACCGGCGGCGGCGGCGGCGGCGGCGGCGGCGGCGCCCCCAGCGGCUUUGCGGCCGGCGGCGCCACGGGGCGCAUCACCUACAUCCUGGCCGCCACACCCUUCACCGACCCCGGAGCCACCGCCUACGACGCUGUGGACGGCGACGUCACCGCCAACCUGGCGCGCAGCCUGCCUCCGGGCGCCGCCUCGCUGGACACGCGGGUGCCGCGCGGCGAGGCCGACCCCUGGCUCCUCACCUACCAGGUGGCGGACAGCGCGGGAAACAGGGCCGUGGCCUUCCGCCGCGUGGUGGUGCUGUGCCCGCCGGGUGAGCGCGCGUGCGACCCCGACGAGACUGAGGACGGCCUCGCCGCCUGCAGCAGCGGCGGCGGCAUCUGCGGCGUGGCGCCCACAACGCCCAUCACCACCACCACCACCACCACUUCCACCACCACCACCACGACCACAAUCGCCACCACCACCACCGCCCCAGCCAGCGGCGUCUCCUCCAGCGGAGUGGCGGCGGUCAACACGCCGCCCACGCUGCAGCUGCAGGGCAACCCGGUGGUGGCGCUGGUGGCGGGUGCCGCCACCUACGCCGCCUGCACGCCGCGCUCGGGGCAGCUGGAGCUGUGCGACCCGGGGGCCACCGCCAGCGACGAGGAGGACGGCAACCUGAGUCCGCUGGUGCGCGCCUGUGGCUCCCCCUUCGGCGCGCCGGGGGCCGGCGGCAGCCUGGCAGGCUGCGGCGUCAGCAGCGCCGUGCCGGGCACCUACGCCCUCAACUUCAGCGUGAGCGACAGCGCGGGCGCCGGAGCCUGGGCGGUGCGGCUACUGCGCGUGUGCCCCAGCGAUGAGGUCGUGUGCGCCGACAACACCUGCUCCGUAGACGGCGUGUGCUCGGGCGGCCUGGGAGCCACCAGCUCCUCCUCCGGCGGCAGCGGCGGCAGUAGCAGCAGCGGCGGAAGUGGGGGCAGUAGCACCACCACUACUGACGCCGGCAGUAGCAGCAGCGGGGGCACGGGCAACGCUGACAGCUCCUCAACCUCCUCGAGCGGCAGCGGUGGAAGCAGCUCUGGCAGCAGCAGCAGUAGUAGCAGUAGCAGCAGUAGUAGCAGUAGCAGCUCUAGUAGCAGUAGCAGUAGCAGCACCAGCACUGCCCAGGCAGUGUCGGACGCUCCAACGCUGGUGCUGGUGGAGAGUGAGUGGGUGCGAGGCGGCGUGAAGCUGCCGCGCGGCACGCCCUACCGCCUGUGCUCGGAGCCGGGUGCGCCGGCGCCGUCCGCCGACUCGCCGCCCUGUGACCCGGGCGUCAGCGCCACCAACCGCCUGGGCGCUAACAUCACCGACCAGGUGUACGCCUGUCCGCCGGACAACUGCUUCCUCAGCGGCGUGGGCUGCAGCGGCCACGAGUUCUGGAAGAAGGGGCUCAGUGGCUGCGUCAACGCCACAGCAAAAGUGGGCUCCCAGCCGCAGCAGGUGCUGUUCGUGGUGUUCGACAAGUGGGCCCGCACCCCCCGCGUCACCGCCGCUCGCGACAUCGCCAUCGUGUCGCCCUGCACCACCGCCGCCGCGCCCUUCUACUGCGAGGAGGAGAACGUGUGCUCCGCAGCGCCCUGCGACGCACGCCGCUCCCUUCUAUCCAGCGCCGCCGGCACCGCCGCCGCCGCGGCGGCGGCGGAGCGCGCACAGGGCCCGCAGCUGUUCCUGGUGGACGGUGAGGAUGCGACGCGUCGGCCGGCGGCCGCCGCCGCCCUGGCGGCGGCGCUUACAUCGGCCGCAGUGCUGACAGACGCAGCGUCGGCGGCCGCCGCCGGCGUGAACGGCACCGUGGGACCGUUGCUGUACAGCAGCCCGGCGGUUAUGACGGUUACGCUGCCGUACGGCCGGCCGGCGCCGUACUCGUUGCUGCCGUGUGGAAGUGUGGCGGCUGCGCUGUCGGGCUGCGGCGCGGUGGCGGCGGACGCCACUGACGGCGACCUGUCAGCCUCCAUUACGGUGGCGCCGGUGUGUAUCAACACCACCGCCGCCGCGCUGCCCGGCGCCACCGUGACCAGCUCCCUCCUCUCAGGCAGUAGCGGCAGCGGCAGUAGCGGCAGUAGCGGCGGUAGUGGCAGUGGCGGCGCCGCCGACUGCGCCGCCUGCUCCGCCGACGCGCUGUCCGCCGGUACCUGCGCCCCCGGCGCCUACGGCCUGCGCUACACAGCCACUGACAGCGACGGCAACACCACCUCCCUGCUUCGGCGGGUGGUGGUGGAGGAGCGCGCGGCACUCAGCCUGCAGUUCACCUUCAGUCUGCUGCUGCCGCCGCUGCCCGCACCGCCGCCGUCGCCGCAGCCGCCUUCGCCACUGCCAGGGCUGCCGCCACUGCCGCCGCUGCCUGGGCUGCCGCCGCGGCCGCCGCUGCAGCCGCCCAACCCCGACGGCAUGAUCCCCCCGCCACAGCCGCCCACGCCGCCCUCGCCCUCGCCGCCCUCGCCAGAGCCGCCGGCGCCAGAGCCGCCGGCGCCCUACCCUGCGCCCUACCCCCCUCCUGCUGGCACGGCAAACGGAAGUUCAACAGGUGUGCUGCCGGUAGACGAGGGGCCGCUGGCGGCGUUGGCGCGCGCGGCGGCGGCCGCCUUCGCGGCCCGUCUGACGGGCGUUGCGGCGGCAGUGGCUGCGGCGGCUGUGUGGGACCCUGCUCUCACUGAGUCGGAUGCAGAGUUGCGGGGCCAGCUAGCUGCAGCCUACCUGCCGCAACUGGGUGUGGCGCUGGAGGCGGUGCGGGCCGUCAACAUCACUUCCGUCACGGUCGCAUCCGUCAACUCCAGCGCCGCGCCCCCAGGCGCCGACUACGGUGCAGUCCUGUCGGCCACCCUGGACCUGCGGCUGCAGGUGCUGGUCGGCCUGCCCACAAUCGGCAGUAGCAGCGACAUCGGCAGCAGCGGCAGUAGCACGGGGGCAGAUGCGCCGCCGCCGCCAGCGUCGGCGUCUGCGGGCGGGCGGCGCCGCCGCGCGCUGCGGGAGCGGCUGUGCCUGCCCACCCCGCUGCCGCCGCCGCGCGAGUGCGCCGCCAUUCCCGCGCCGGCGGCGGCGUCGCCGCUGGCCCAGCUGCGGCGCAGCAUUGCAGAGGCAGUGUCGGCCGCCGCCACGCCAGUGCCAGAGCUGGUCCCGCCGCCGGCGCGGCGGCGGCUGCAGCCACUGGCUGACGGACCGGCUGUGGCAGGUGGCGGAAGUGCGGUACAGCUGCAGGGACUGCCCGCGGAGGCGCAGAUGCUGGCGGCGCUGCUACAGCCGACUGCUACAGCUGGUGCUGCUACUGCCGCCAGCCCCGGAUCGCAGCUGCACCUGGUGCGCCGCUCUCUGUCUGCACAGGGCGGCGGCCCGGCAGCCCUCGGAACGGACGACGACCUAGGGGAAGCCGACGACUAUGCAAUGGAGCCGUCGCUCAUGCUGCCCGCCACCAGAAGCAGCAGUAGCAGCAGUAGCAGCAGCGGCGGCAGUAGCGGUGGCAGUAGCAGCAAGGGACGCGAGGCGCUGGCGGCGCUGGGUGCCGUGGCGGCGCAGCUGGCCGGGGCCUUCGAGGCGACCGAGGCGGGUCUGCGGGCGCACGCGGAGCAGCUGCACCUGGCCGCCGCUGCCACCACCGCCACUGCCGCGGUGGCGGCGCGCCGGCGGCUGGGUGCCGAACCCGGCUCCGCCGCCGGUCGCAGCUCUGGCGGCGGCGUGCUGAGCACACGUCCUGUCUUCCGUAUCCUCCAGACCGCCGCCACCACCUCCACGACUGCCGCCUGCGGCGCCGUCGCGUCCUCCCUUGUCGUGAACCUUCCCCCCGACACCACCGACAAUUCCACCACCUCCUCCUCCUCCUCCGCCUCCGCCGCCUCGCCUUUCGGGCCGUUGCUGGCCAUCGGCUCCCCAAACGUGUCCUGCACCACGCCCUCCCUGGACGCCACGGCGGCGGCCCUGGCGGCGCUGGCGGGCGUCGCGGGCGCCAUGACCGACCUGGCGGCGCAGGUGGCGGCGGCGGUGGCGGCGGCGGGCACCACCGUCGGCGGCAUUGACAACGUGGAGGGCGCCGACGACGCGGCUGUGCAGGCCACUUACACGGCGCUGCGGGACGCCGCCGCCUCCGCCUUCUCCACCACAAGCGCCAAGGCCGACACGCUGCUGCUCCUGCUGCAGCAGACCCUGGCGGCGCAGGCCGCAGUCGCCGGCGCCGCGGAUGCCGCCGCCCUGGCCAUGGCUGUAGCGCUGGCGGAGGCGGAGGCUGUAGCAAGCCGCGCCGACCUGACGGCGGCUGUGGUGCUCGACGGCCUAGCGGUGGGCGGGCUGGCGCCUGACCCUGACAGCGCCGAGUGGAGGGCGCUGGACACGUGUCUGCAGGAGCGCGGCAGCCUACGCGGCUUCCGGGCGUUGUUCGGGGUGGGGCCCGCGGCAGCGGCGGCGGUGGCGGCGGCGUUCCCGCCGCCGCCCUCCGUCCUGGCGCCGCCGCCGGCGGCAGCUGCCGUGACAGCGGCGACUGCGGGCCAACGGCGCGCCGCGCUGGGCGCCGUGUCCGAUGACGAGGCCGAAGUGCAGGUGGUGGAGGCAGUUGAGGCGGAGCAGCGGUACGCGGCGGCGGCGGCCUCGGAGCCAGACGACCAGGGCCGGCGCGGUGCCGGCAGUCGGGACGACGGCGGGGUGGUGAGCGCGGUGGGCUGGUGGCUGGGCGGCGCGGUCCGCCGUGCGCUACAGCAGACCGCCGCCUCAACCGCCUCAACCGCUCCAACCGCCACAACCGCCGCUAACGGCAAGCUGUACAACGGCUACCGGCUGUUUGGCAACAACCUGAUGCGGCUCGAGUACAGCCUGUCAGACCUGGUGCACACGCCCGUGCCCACCCGUACUCUGGGUUCGUCUGGUUCCGCCGUCAUCGCUGGUCUGUUCCUCUACCAGACCAGACUUCCAACGGCCUCCCAGAUGGAUGCGUACGGUGGCUGUAGCUGGGCCAAGGGCCGCUUCUCGGGCCGGCUGGCAGCGGCGUGCGCUCCCGGCUACAGCCGCACCCUCACCAGCAACCUUGCUGCAGCUGCCGCCGCCGCCAACGGCAGCACCAACAGCAGCGGCAGCAGUGGCAGUAGCACGCGCGGGGGAGGUGGCAUCGGCAUUGACCCGGUGUUUGUCCGCCGUUCCCAGCUGUACCGGUCCGACCUGGCGUCUGAUCCGGGGGCAUACUACAACGCCAGCGAGGGGGCGGGGCAGCUCAACCCCAACGGCGUGCCGUACGGGUUCGUGCCGUCGCCCGUGCCGCUGCCCGGCUUUGACCGGGGCGAUGAGGAGCUGCGCCGCCGCGGCUACCCGCUGCUGUUGGACGCGGGCAUGAGUCAGCGGCGGGCUCAAGAGGCGCUGCUGGCGCUGGGUGAGGGGAGCUACCUGGACCCGGCGCUGACGGAGAGCCUGACGGCCCGCCUGGUGGCGUACUGCCCGGAGCGGCGCGUGUUCGGCCUGGCGCGCGCCGCCUUCGCCUGGGGCCCGGGCGGCGUGGUGCAGGGCCGCGUGGCGGUGCAGGGGCUGCCCGCAGUCAACUGGCGGCUGGCGGUGCAGGCCAACGCCACGCACGACAUCAUCCCCGACAUACUCAUGGUGGCGCUGGUGGGGCUGUACGGCGCCCUCACGCUGUACGACGUGUACCGCAGCCUGCAGGACCAGCGCCGCCGCCGCAAGGAGGCGCGCCGCAUGGCCCGCCUCCAGGCCAAGGGCGUGUCGGGCGCCGGCGGCGGCGGCGCCACCACCGGCCCGGGGGCCUUUGGAUCCAUGACCGGCCCCAACCCCUUCCCUGGCGCCGGUGGUGCUGGUGCUGGUGGCGGCGGCACGAGCGGCUCGGUCACGUCCCGCGGGCCCCGCAGAAUGUCGUUCCUUGUGCCGCCUGGUGGCGGUGGCGGCAGCCUGGCGCGGCCUUCAACCCCCGCCAGCCGUUCUUUCGCCGCCGGCCUGGCCGGCCGCAACCGCGUCGCGUCCAGCUCGGGGCCGCACCCCAACCUGCUGGGUGUGGGGCUGGCGCUGGGGCGCGGCAGUGUGGACUCAGGGCCGGCGCCUUGGCUGCUCAGUGACGAUGACGAUGACGGCAGCCACCGCGGCGGACUCGCCAUUGGAGAGGGCACGGAGCGGGAGGAGGGUGCGGAGGACAGGGGUGCUGCCGGCGGCGGCGGCGGCGGCGGCGGGUAUGACCCGGCGGUGGUGGCGGCGGUGGCGGCGGCGGCCUCGGCGCCGCUGCAGCACAGGGUGAGGCAGCCGUACGGCGGCAGCGGUGCGUACAGCAGUGGUAACACCUCCGAGUACGGCGUCAGCGGCGUAAGCGGCGUCAGCGGCAGCUUGGGCGGCCCGAGCGGCCCCGGCGGUCUCGCCAGCGGUCCCGGCACCCGUGCCCCCGCGCCGCAGUGGUUGGACACCACCCCCACUGCACUGGCCGCCGCCGCCGCCGCCGCCGCCGCCACCGGCGCCUCAGCUCCCGGCUUCAGCCUCCGCGGCGGCGAGCUGCACCCCGGCUCGGGCCCGUCAUUCGCCGGCGGCGCCGGCCCCUCACGUGUCUGGUCCGCCCACCGCCUGGCUGCCGGCGGCGCCGCCGGCGGCGCCAGCCGCCACAACACCCGCCGCAGCAUGCAGCUGGACCCGGGCGGCGUCACGGCCAGGGCGGUGAGCUUUGCCGCCGCAGGCGCCGCCGCCGUCAGUGAGCCGCCGCUGGACAAGGCGGCUCUGAUGGCGCGGGCGGAGGCGGACGCGGAGGAGGGCGAGGAGGUGGAGGUCCACGGCCGCAAGAUCCGCAAGUACCGGCCGCGCGUGACUCUGUUCUGGGGCCUGUACGAGGCGGCGCUGUCGGGCGUCAUGGCGGCGGCGGUGGCGGUGCUGCUAACCUACUCGCUGAGGGUGGUCAGCAGGGCGCCGCAACAGGCCUACUAUGACGUGUACGACGCCGUUGCAACCGCCCCCGCCAACUACUUCCUCCUCAAACGCUCCAUAACCGUUAACGACACAACCGUCACAACCACCACCAACGACACAAGCACCACCCCAACCACUUUUAGCGCCGCCAACGACACAACCACCGCGGCGGCGCUGGCGGCGGCGGCGGCGGGCCGGCUGCUGCCGGGCGACGCGGGCCGCUGGGCGCUGCCUGCUGACGUCAGCGGGCUGCAGCAGCUGUCGUACAUGUACGAGCAGAUGGACGUGAUGUACGACACCUGGGUGCUGUACGGCGUGCUGCAGGGGGUGGUGCUGGUGCUGCUGCUGCUGCGCCUGGUGCACCACCUGUCCUUCCAGCCCAGGCUGUCCGUCAUCUCCGGCACGCUGGCCCGCAUGCUGCCCGACCUGGUCGCCUUUGUGGCGGUGCUGGUGGUGUGCCUGCUGGGCUUCGCCGCACUGAUGGCUGUGCUGUGGGGGCCGGCGCUGCCGCAGCUGGACAGCGCGGCGGGCGCCGUCACGUGGGCCAUUGGCUACUUCAUGAACGGCGCGGGCGUGGGCGAGGCGGAGCAGGUGGUGCAGGCGGUCAUGGACCCGUCCAUGCAGCCCAACUGGCUGUACACGGUGUUUGCCUGGCUGGUCACCAUGGCCGCGCCCCUGUUCUUCGUCUACACACUCGCCAACUUCAUCAUGGGCAUCCUGGCCUGGCCCUUCUGCUCCCUCAAGAUGGCCAACCAGCACGAGCCGCUGGCCUCCACCGAAAUCGCCACGCUGCUCAGGUGGUGGGCGCAGCACUGGGUGCGCGCCGCGCCGCGCAACAAGGCCAUCCAGCUCCACAUUGAUCGCAUCACGGCGCGGCGGCCGCGCGGCGGCGGCGGGCCGGGCCAGUGGGCGGCGCGCAUGCGGCAGUCGUUCGCGGCGUCGUUCGCCAACGCCGAGGCGCUGAGGCGCAAGAUCGGGCAGAGCGUCGCCGCCGCCGGCCGCGCCUCGGUUGCCUACAAGACCAUGGUGGUGGAGGUGGGCGGCCAGCAGCUGACGGCGCCCGAGGUGGAGGCAGCACUGCGACUCCUGCGGGCCGACAUGCGGCCGCCCAGGAACCCCGCCCGGGCAGGCGGCAGCGGCAGCGGCAGCGGCUGUGGCGGAGCAGCCGACGCUGCGGCUGCGGCUGCGGUUGCUACAGCCGCAGCCAGUGCGGGCGCUGCUGGCGGCGGCGGGGCCAUCACGCGCAGGGAGCAGAUGCGCCGCGCGCUCGCAGCCGCCAACCCAACGGCGUGGCUCCGUCGCAAACGCCGCGCCGGCGCCGGCGGGGACGAGUCGGAAUCCCUCCAUGACAUCGCCUGGGCUGUCGGCAGUAGCACCAUAGACCGCAUCGGCCUUGACUUCGACGUGGCUGCGACUGGCGCUGCUACUGCGCCUGAGGACGGCACUGACCAGCCGCCAGCCACUGCUACAGCCGCCGCCGGCAGUAGCGGCCGCAAGCUGACGCAGGGCGAGGCGGCGGUUCUGUUGGAGCGGUUGGUGGCGGCACACCUGGUCCGGCGGCUGGGCGAGGUGGCGGUGCGGCAGGGGGAGGUGCAGCCGCUGCAGCAGUCGCAGGGCGCAGGUGGGCAGGGCGACGCGUCGAGGCGGCGUGCGAGCAUGCAGCUUGGGACAGGGGGCGCGUCGUGGCGGGGCGGCGAGGCCUCGACACGGGGCUUUGGCAGCGCCGGCGGCUCGGGUGCCGUGGAGGCUGGGCACACGGCGCGCCGCCGCGGCAGCAGCAGUAGCAGCGACAGCAGCUCGGACGGGGGCGAGGGCGCCGCGGACGCGGCUGCUGCUACUGCCGCCACUGGCGUGCUACUGCCGGCGGGCGCCGCCAUGGCCGAUGCCGAUGAUCUGUUGGUGGGCGGUGGCAGUAGCGCGCCGCCGGGCGCCGCCGGCGCGCUGGCGGCGCGCUCGCGUGCGGGCAGCUACAGCCGCGGCCCCGGGAUGCCUGGCCCGGGUCUGGAAGGUCUGGGCCUGGGUGGUGGCGCCACGGGUGGCAGCGGCGCUGCGGGCGGCGCGACGUCAGUGGGAGGCUCUCGCCGCGGCCUGACGCUGCCGCCGCUGCGGCUGUCAGGCAUGGGCAGUCCGGGCGGCAGCGGCGGCGCUGGUGGGCCGGGUGCUGGUGAUAGCGUUGGCGGCUUGCCGGGCUCAGAGGCCGGCGAUGCCGCAGGCAGCCCUGGCGGCUUGGUCCCUGUGUCGGUUGUGUCACCACCGGGAGUGCCUGACAACAUCAGCCCUGCAACCACUGGCCCCGUCGACACCUCCGCCCUUGGCGGCGCCGCCGCCACUGGCGCCGGCGGCUCGCAGCCGCCGCCCGGGCUGCCGCCGCUGCCGCCCGCCAUCUCCGCCGUUGCGGCGGCCUCGCCGUCAGGUCGCAUGCGCAAGACGCGCCUCAGCGCAGUGACAUUUGGCGACCAAGCCCCCGGCGGCGGCGGCGGCGGCCUGUCGGUGAGCCGCCUGGCGGCGGGUCGGCUCAGCGCCCGCCAGCACGCCUCAGGGGACGUGUCGUGGCUGCCGCACGUCGAGGCCGCCGGCGGCAGCCCGGCCGGGGCCUCCGGGCUGUCGCCUCGGCCCUCCGACGGCGGCGCUCCGGGCACCACUGCCGGCGCUACGGAGGACUCCAUGGCUGCGCUGCUGCGCCGCCGGCCGUCCUCUGCCUCUUCUGCGGGCCAGGACUCCCGCCGCAAGAUGUGGUCCAGCAGCCCAGGCAUAUCACCCACCGGCUCCGCAGCGGCAGCGGCGGCGGCGGCGGCUGCAGCCGCUGGCGCGGCUGCUACAACCGGUGCGGCUGGCGGCGCUGCUGGUGCGGCGCCCUCCGCUGCGCUGCGGGCGCCACAGCUGCGGCCGCCGCCGCUCAAGUCCUCCUCCGCGCCGCAGCCCAUGAACACGCACCUCGGCGGCGGCACGAUGGCGGCGGCGGCGGCAGCAGCGGCCGACGCCGGCGGCGAUGCGGCCGGUGCUGCCGCCAAUGACCGGGAGUCACCGGCCCUCGUGGCGCAGCUGCGGAACCUGCUGGCAACACUGGGCGGCGGCGCACAGCCUGAGGGCGUGGAGGCGCCGCCACCGCUGCCGCCGCCGUCCCGCAGCGCCUCCCGCAACGCCUCCCACCGCCCCACCUCCGCUGGCUCCAACACCUCUGCCUCCACCACCACCACCGCUGACGUCAACUUCUGGGCGCCCUCCGCCCUCGCCAGUACUGGCGCCGCUGGCGGCGCCGCCGCGCCUCCGCCCCCGGCUGACGGCGGCGCGCCGUUCAGCGCCGCCGACAACCCAAUGUACGGCACCAGUGACGGCGGCGCCGCCGUGGCGGCAGCGGCGGCGAGUGGGCUGUCGCCGCGGCCGGCGGGAGACGACGCACUCCGCGCCGCCGCCGGCUUGUCGCCGUCGCCCAUCCGCGUGUCUGCCUUUGGGGCCGGCCGUGGCAGCGGCAGCGGUGGCGGCGGCUCUGAGUCGCCCACGGCGUCGGGCGCGGCAACGGCGGCUGCGGUGGCCGGCGCUGGGUCGGACCAGGAGGGCGGCGCCGCCUCCGCCGCUUCCGGCAGUCCCCGCGCUCCAGCCGGGCUGGACGGCGACGGGGGCCCCUUCGCCGCCGCCGCCGCAUCAACCAACCUCGCUGACGGCACCGUCGAUCCAGCGGCAGCGUCGGCGGCGGCGGCGGCGCCACACGCGUCGCAGCGCGGCCGUCGCGCGCCCGCGCUGCCGCCACUGCCUGAGACCCGGUCGCUGGGGUCGUCGGGUGCGCAGCUGCCGAAGCUGCCGCUGACUGCCCCAGCGGCGGUGGCGCCGGCGGCGGCUGGCGCCGGCGGCGCACCUUCCGCUCCCUCCUCGACGGCGCCGUCUCAGCUGUUGGGCGCCUCAGUGGUGUCGCUGCGGAUGCUGGCAAAGGGCGAGGACGGCAGUGCCAGCGGCGGCGGCGGCGGCGGCGGUCCUCGCGUGCCGUCACGCGCCGCUUCGAUCGAGGUUUCCGCCCCUGCCGCCGUAGGCGCCGCAGCCGCAGCCGGCGAUGGUGGCAUGAACGGCGGCGGCGGUGACAGCGGCGCAGGCGGCGGCGGUGGUGUGGGCGGUCUGAUGCUGGCGGUGGUGAAUGCGCUGGUGCGGCAGGGCGAGGAGAUGCGCGCGGCGCUGGCGGCGCAGGCGGCGCAGCAGGCCGCGCUGGCGGCCAGCCUGGACGCCCUGCUGGCCUCCGGCGCGCGCGGACCCGAGCUGCGAGCCAAGUUCAAGGCCGCCGCCGCCGCGGCAGCUGCAGCAGCAGCAGCCAGCAACGGUGCGGAUGCCAACGGCGCGGCAGCUGGGCCGAACACGUCGCCGCGGCCGCCGGCGCCAGUGGCAGCGCCGCCGCGGCCGUUGGGUUUCGGCGCGGGGCUGCUGCAGGUGCCGCUGUCGUUCUCGCUGGGGGCCGGCGGCCCGGCCCGACUGGGCUUCGGCAGCGGACCCGCAGCCGCCGCCACCACCGGUGCCGGUCUCGGCGCGGUGGCGGGCGAGGCGGCGGAGGGUCGGCGCCACGUGGCCCGCCGCACCAAGCAGCACCCAGGCGCCGCCCCCACCCGCAGCCGCGGAUGGGGCGCGCGCCGCCGCGCCGCCGCCGCCGCCGCCGCCAGCAACGCCGCCGCGCCGUCAGCUGCAGCCGAGGGCGCCGCGGCGCCGGGCGACGGCGGCGCCGCCCGCGGGACGCUCAAUCAGCGAUCGCGGCUGCUGCGUAUGCCUAGCGGCGGCGCCGCACUGUCGGGCGAAAGGACAUCGGCGGCUGCGGCUGCGGCCGCAGCGGCGGUUGCGGCUCGCGCCGCCGAGCCUGAUGUCGAGGCUCCAGCAGUUGCGCCGGCGGCGGCGCCGGCGGCUGGGCUGCGGGCGGGGCUCGCGGCCUCUGCCGCGCCGCGGCAAUGGGUGCCGGUAGUGCAGGCGGAGGCAAGUGCUGCGGGAGGCGUGUCGGCUGGCGCAGUGGACUCUGGAUCUGGCGGCGGCGGCGGCGGCGGCGGUGGCGGCGGCGGGCUGCUGCAGCUGUGGCAGCCGGACGGUGUGGUGCGGCAGCGGUCGCUGCGGCAGGAGUCCAGCCUCGUGCGGGGCGAGUCGGCGACCGAGCUGGGCGGCAGCGCCGGUGUGCUCCAGCCGGAGGACAGCAGUGCAGCCCUGGCGGCGCUCUACCCGCCCACACGCCGCCGCGCCAUCGCCGGCCCCACUGCCGGCGGCUGGGAGGGCUCGCCUCCCGCCUCGCCCUCACAAGCUGCCACCUCGCCCUCCGGGUCCCAGGCUCCCACCUCGCCCUCCCAGGGUCGUGUGCUCCCGCCCCUCAAGCGAGUGCCACUCCUGCCCGCUGCAUCGCCGCCGACCUCCCCGCCUGCCGCCACCGCCGCCGCCGCACAAGCAGCCCCGGCUGCGUUCACGGCAGCAGUAGCACCCGCUGCACCCGUGCCGGUGGCGGCAGUAGCAGCAGGUCCGGCGGCUGCUGACAAGCCGGUCGCGGUGCCUGUCGUGUCGGCCCCCCCACACGCCCCGCCCCUAGCUGCUGCCGCGCUGAUGGCAGUAGCGGCGGCUGCGGCCGGUGGCGCUGCAUCAGCGCCUCCUGGCGAUGCGGCGCGCAGCGGCAGUAGCACGCAGGUGCCGUCGUCUGUAACCGUAGAACCAGCAGACCCCAUUGAGUCACUCUACCCGCCUGCCCGCCGCCGCGCCGCUCCUCCAGCACCUCCUGCGAUGCCAUCCGUACCCGCUCACGCCCCCCUGUCCGCAGCCACGGCUGUGGCGGCGGGGCCGCCCGCGCAUCCGACUCCACACGGCGCCGGCGGUGCAGCGGGUGUGAUAAACGCGCCGCCGCCUCAUCCGGCCCCCGCAGCGCCAACGCCACCUGGACCUGCGCCCGCAGCUGCAGUCGUAAGCCACCAGCAGCAGCAGCCGACGGAGGAGGAGGCGCUGUCGGAGUUGUACCCUCAGGCGCACCGGCGGCGGCGCCAGGGCUCGGCCACGGAAGCAUACCCGCCCACCACAGGGCAGCAGCAGCCGCAGCCGCCCCCGCCUCAGGUGCCGCCGCCGCCUGCACCCGCAACCUGCGCAGACUUUGCAGGCGUCGCGCCAGUUGCAAUUGCAGCGAACUCCGCCGCAGCGGCGGCGGCGGCAGCCGUGGUGACCGCACGCGCAGUUGCCCUGGAUGGCGAGGCCUUCCUGCUCAGCCCCGCAGCUCCGACCCAGCAGUCAUCGCCGCCUCAGCAGCCCCACCAGCGCUCCAUGGCGGCAGAGGCGGCGGAGGCGGCGGAGGCGGAGGCAGCGGCGGAGGUAGGCGAUGACGACUGGGCGGCGGCGGCAGCCGCUGCGGCUGCGGCGUCAGUGUCCGCGGCAGGCGACUGGUCGUCACCGGUGGCCGUUGGCGGCCCGGCCGUGGUGCAGUCACCGCCUCGCGCGGUGGAUGCGGCUGCCCGCGGUGGUGAUGGUGGUGAUGGUGGUGCCGCGGCAGGCAGUGGCGUGUGGAGCCCGCUCGCGGGUGCCGGCGUGGCGAGCCCGUCAGGGGCUGGCCGGCAGGGCGCGGGGUUUGGCGCUGGGGUGGGUGGCGGCAGUGGUGGCGGCUGCGGCCCGAGCUCGCCUCUGCCCGUCCCGUCGCCCAAGCAGCGCGUGCGAGGUGCCGCGGCUGGCUCCGGCCUGCAGCCGCCCCCGGGCGCCAGCUAGGCUUCUAAGCAAACCGGCAUUUUUUAAUGAGGCCGCACGUGCGGUUUGAACAAGCUCACUGACUAUUGCUUGCCACGACUGGCCACCAAAGGCGUGACGUGGACUACACUGUGUGCGUGUGCAUGUGAAACACUGCAAGAUUGGUUGUCUGGGAGCAGGACUGGCGGCAACAGCUUGAGGUGAUGUUGGGAAGGCGCGAUGGUGCUACUAUAUGCUUGGUGUAUGGGUUGUUGCGUGUGCGUGAGCUGACCUAGUAGAACUGUCCAUACCCGCCUGCAUGUGUGCGCAUGCCAUCGGCAUCAUUACCAGGCAUUGACCGAAGGCCGAUGCUUUGCAUUGCUCUCCGCCUUGUUACGACCUCCGCGCCUACGCGUGCCGAUGAUUUAUCAAUUCUUGUGUGCUGGGUGCCCGUUCAGGGGGGGGGGGUUACUUGCAUGCGUUCCUGCGCGCAUUGCUCACGGCCUGGGACAUUUGGGUAAAAUGACAUCUGGUACGGUAUUCAUGCAUUGUGCGAGCCAGUUGGCGCAUCGUGCUGUACGUGUGCACGUGUGUGCAAAAGUCAAGGGGUUUUGGCAUUGGCUGCAUGGGCACCGCUUGGUGGGCUGCAGCAGGCCUUAUGUGAGGGCGUCCCACUCACCGUGUUGCCUGCUGUACAACAGUGACAACGCAAGUGCUAACGCAGGCUUUUUGGACAUGAAACCAGCAGGGGGGGGGGUAGGAAACAAAGUGCCAGACCCCAUGCCCCGACAUCCCCCGGGACCCCCCCUUGAGGGGACGACCGACCCCCCACGGACAAAAACUUAUUGUUUAGGGGUAAAACCCCUCCAUAAAAUACCAAAGUGGUGCCAAUCGACUCCUCUUGACGAGCACUAUCACUCCGUGCCAUCAGCGGUCCUGUUCUGAGACUUCGGUCACGGGCGGGAUCCUAUCCAUUGAAUUCCCCUCGACCCAGACCACCCCCCAUGGAAGUCUCUGCCAUGUGAUGUAUGGACUGUGUGCAUCGGCAGCCUUGUUGAAUUUGAAUGCAUGCGCACCUGCGCUUGAGUGCGCCGCCAUGUCAGUGCGCAUUUUGUCGCAUGUAGGGCACGCAUGUAGGGGCAUGUGCCGACACGUCCACGCCCG